AUGAAAACAUCGCUCUGUUUAGUUUUCCUACUGGUAGCGGCCGCGGCUGCCAGUGAGAAGAAGACCACAGAUAAGAAAGCGGAGCCACUAGAAAAAAAAUUGGACAAACGUGGACUCUUGAACCUCGGCUACGGCUAUGGCAUCCACGGCUUAGAUGUAGGCUACAUCGGUAACGGACAUGGUCUCGGCGGUGCAUACAAUGGAUACAACAUAGUUGAAGAUGGCGGCUAUGGCGGCUAUGGCGGCUAUGGCGGCUAUAGCGGCUAUGGCGGCUAUAGCGGCAAUGGUGGCUAUGGAUUCAAUCUCGGAGAACAUCACGAUGUCACCAAGACCAUCACCAUCGUUAAGGGUAUUCCCGUUGCUUAUCCCGUUGAGAAGCGAGUCCCGUACCCCGUAGAAAAGCCUGUUCCAUACCCCGUGAAGGUGCCCGUACCCCAGCCUUACGAGGUCGUCAAACACGUGCCCGUUCACGUGAAAGAGUACGUCAAAGUCCCUGUACAUGUACCAGCUCCCUACCCAGUUGAAAAGAAGGUACCUUACCCCGUUCACGUUCCCGUCGACAGGCCUUACCCCGUUAAGGUAUAUGUUCCCCAGCCCUACCCCGUUGAGAAGCACGUACCUUAUCCCGUGAAGGUGUCAGUGCCCGCACCAUACCCCGUGGAGAAACAUGUGCCAUACCCUGUUGAAGUUAAGGUUCCCGUUCCUCAGCCCUACCCGGUUGUGAAACAUGUCGGAGUUCCAGUGAAGGUCCCCGUUGACAGGCCUUACCCCGUCCACGUACCUGCUCCUUACCCCGUUGAGAAACCCGUUCCUGUUGCUUACCCUGUUGAGAAACCAGUACCAUACCCGGUACAUGUGCCAGUCGACAGGCCCUACCCCGUGCCAGUUGAUAAGCCCGUGCCCGUCCCCGUGAAGGUCCCUGUCCCACAACCUUAUCUCGUCUACAAGCACGUUCCUUACGCAGUUGAGAAGCCUGUGGCUUACCCAGUCAAAGUACCUGUUGACAGGCCUUACCCCGUACACAUUGAGAAGCAUGUUCCUGUCGCAGUUGAGAAGCCCUACCCCGUACCUGUGAAAGUACCUGUCAUCGUCGGACACGCUCACGGUCAUGACAAUUAUGAUCACUCAAGUUUGAGCUAUGGAGGCUCUUACUACAGCCAUUAG
Molecule: messenger RNA, 1164 nt
Organism: Arctia plantaginis
Lineage: Eukaryota; Metazoa; Arthropoda; Insecta; Lepidoptera; Erebidae
Source: the annotation of a GenBank genome assembly